AUGGCCUACCAAGGCUCUGGCCCUCACCCGCCUGGCUACGAGGACCAUGAUGGCAUGCGCCUGCAGGAUGUCCCUCAAGGUGCUACCUACGAAGAAGAAGCCGCCAGGGGUCUGCUCGCUCACCAGCAAGCCGGAUCGCCCUUCGAUGACCCCCAUCAGCGGGGUCUCUCCCCCGGCGCCAGACCGACCUCGGGCUACAGUUUGACCGAGACCUACGCGCCUGACGCGUCGUUCCAGGACCCUUACAGCGCCGGUGGCUCCGUCUACUCCGGUCACUCCGGGGACAACCCCGCCGCCGCCUUUGGCGUCCCCGGCCGCGUCGCCUCCCCCUACGCCCGCAGCGAAACCUCCUCCACCGAGGCCUGGCGUCAGCGACAGGCCCCCGGUGGUCCCUCGGGCGGUGGCGGCGGCGGCGGUGGUCUGCGCCGUUAUGCUACCAGAAAGGUCAAGCUGGUCCAGGGUUCCGUCCUCAGUGUCGAUUACCCCGUUCCCAGUGCCAUCCAGAAUGCCAUCCAGGCCAAGUACCGCAAUGACCUGGAGGGUGGAAGCGAAGAAUUCACCCACAUGCGAUACACCGCCGCCACGUGCGAUCCCAACGAAUUCACCCUCCACAAUGGUUACAACCUGCGUCCCGCCAUGUACAACCGUCACACCGAGCUGCUCAUUGCCAUCACCUACUACAAUGAAGACAAAACCCUCACCGCCCGCACGCUCCACGGUGCCAUGCAGAACAUCCGGGACAUCGUCAACCUCAAGAAGUCCGAAUUCUGGAACAAGGGUGGUCCCGCCUGGCAGAAGAUCGUCGUCUGUCUCGUGUUCGACGGUAUCGACCCCUGCGACAAGGACACCCUCGAUCUCCUCGCCACGGUGGGUAUCUACCAGGACGGAGUCAUGAAGCGUGACGUCGACGGCAAGGAGACGGUGGCGCAUAUCUUCGAAUAUACCACCCAACUGUCCGUCACCCCGAACCAGCAGCUCAUCCGUCCCACCGACGACGGACCCAGCACCCUCCCGCCGGUGCAGAUGAUGUUCUGCCUGAAGCAGAAGAACACCAAGAAGAUCAACUCCCAUCGCUGGCUGUUCAACGCCUUUGGCCGCAUUUUGAACCCCGAAGUCUGUAUCCUUCUCGAUGCCGGUACCAAGCCCGGUCACAAGUCGCUGCUGGCCCUCUGGGAAGCCUUCUACAACGACAAGGACCUGGGCGGUGCCUGCGGUGAGAUCCACGCGAUGUUGGGUAAGGGGUGGAAGAACCUGAUCAACCCGCUGGUGGCCGCGCAGAACUUCGAGUACAAGAUCAGUAACAUCCUCGACAAGCCCCUGGAGAGUUCGUUCGGUUAUGUCAGCGUGUUGCCCGGUGCGUUCUCCGCCUAUCGAUUCCGUGCCAUCAUGGGUCGCCCGCUGGAACAGUAUUUCCACGGUGACCACACCCUCUCGAAGCAGCUGGGUAAGAAGGGUAUCGAAGGGAUGAACAUCUUCAAGAAGAACAUGUUCUUGGCCGAGGAUCGUAUCCUCUGUUUCGAGCUGGUCGCCAAAGCCGGCUCCAAGUGGCAUCUGUCCUACGUCAAGGCCUCCAAGGGUGAAACGGAUGUCCCCGAAGGUGCGGCCGAAUUCAUCUCCCAGCGGCGACGUUGGUUGAACGGUUCCUUCGCCGCCGGUAUCUACUCGCUCAUGCACUUUGGCCGUAUGUACAAGAGUGGGCACAACAUCAUCCGCAUGUUCUUCCUGCACAUUCAGAUGCUGUACAACGUGUUCACCACGCUGCUGACGUGGCUGUCCCUGGCGUCCUACUGGCUGACCACGACGGUCAUCAUGGACCUGGUCGGUACCCCGAACAAGAACAACGGAGACACCGGGUUCCCCUUCGGGAGGACCGCCACCCCGAUCGUGAACACCAUCGUCAAAUACAUCUACCUCGGGUUUGUGUUGCUGCAGUUCAUCCUCGCGCUGGGUAACCGGCCCAAGGGAUCCAAGUUCACGUACCUGGCCUCCUUUGUCGUUUUCGGUGUGAUCCAGAUUUACGUCGUGGUGGACGCCCUGUACCUGGUGGUGCGUGCCUUCAGCGGCGGCGCCGAGAUGGACUUCGUGACCGACAAGGGCCUGACGGAAUUCCUGAAAUCCUUCUUCGGGUCGAGUGGUGCGGGUAUCAUCAUCAUCGCCCUGGCCGCUACCUUUGGCCUGUACUUUGUCGCCUCGUUCAUGUACAUGGACCCGUGGCACAUGUUCACCUCGUUCCCGCAGUACAUGGCGGUGCAGUCGUCCUACAUCAACAUCCUCAACGUCUACGCGUUCAGCAACUGGCACGACGUGUCGUGGGGUACCAAGGGUUCGGAUAAGGCGGAUGCUCUGCCGUCCGCUAAGACGACCAAAGACGAUGGGAAAGAAGCGGUGAUCGAGGAAAUCGACAAGCCGCAGGCGGAUAUCGACAGCCAGUUCGAAGCGACGGUGAAGCGGGCGCUGACUCCGUAUGUGCCUCCGGUGGAGCACGAGGAGAAGAGCUUGGACGAUUCGUACAAGAGUUUCCGAACCCGCUUGGUGACGCUGUGGAUCUUCAGCAAUGGAUUGCUUGCCGUGUGCAUUACCAACGAGAGCGUGAACAAGUUUGGUUUUACCAACUCCGCUACCGAACGAACCUCGAAAUUCUUCCAAGCACUGCUGUGGUCGAACGCGGUGUGCGCGCUGUUCCGAUUCAUCGGCGCGUGCUGGUUCCUGGGCAGGACGGGACUGAUGUGCUGCUUCGCGCGACGGUAA
Aspergillus campestris IBT 28561 is the source of this 2748-nucleotide messenger RNA. RefSeq names its product chitin synthase class III (gene chsG). Gene Ontology annotation, cellular component: cell periphery; cell septum. The record is from RefSeq and is a predicted model, not a curated record. The transcript is spliced from 5 exons. Bases 1 to 2748 code for a protein of 915 amino acids. NCBI's taxonomy places the organism in Eukaryota, Fungi, Ascomycota, Eurotiomycetes, Eurotiales, Aspergillaceae. Gene Ontology annotation, molecular function: chitin synthase activity.